Molecule: messenger RNA, 3156 nt
Organism: Sorex fumeus (smoky shrew)
Lineage: Eukaryota; Metazoa; Chordata; Mammalia; Eulipotyphla; Soricidae
Gene: ATF6
Product: activating transcription factor 6
Exons: 16
Coding region: 95-2041 (648 amino acids)
Biological process (GO): regulation of transcription by RNA polymerase II; endoplasmic reticulum unfolded protein response
Cellular component (GO): nucleus
Molecular function (GO): RNA polymerase II cis-regulatory region sequence-specific DNA binding; DNA-binding transcription factor activity, RNA polymerase II-specific
Source: RefSeq, a predicted model, not a curated record
CCGGGGGGAGUUUGGCCGCCGCCGGCCGCCGUCCUUCCGCCUCGCUUCCGGGAACGCGCAGGUGUCUGCGGGGUCCGGCGGGCGCGGCGGCGCCAUGGAGCCCCCGAGGCCGGACGAGGAGUGGGACUCCGCCCUGUUCGCCGAGCUCGGCUACUUCCCCGAGGCCGAGGACCCCCAGCUGGACGCGGGGACCGAGCCAUAUGAGAACGCUUUUGAUAACCUUGAUUUCGACCUGGACCUGAUGCCCUGGGAGGCCGGCCUCUGGGACCUCAGCAGGCCGCUCUGCACAGUGGACGACAUCAAGACAGAGCCUCUGCCCCUGUCCCCGGCCGCCUCGCCGUACUCGGUGGAGUCUCCCGAAUCCCUUGUCUCCUCCUCCUCUCCCUCCUCCUCUUCCUCCUCCUCUUCCACACAACAUGUGCCUGAGGAGUUGGACCUGUCCGCCGCUUCUCAGCCGUCUCCCCUGUCCCUGUACGGGGAGGGCUCUCCCGUGAAGGAGGACAAGCCGGCCGGGCCACACAGCAAGCCUGAAAAUGGACCCGUUCCGAAGAGGAAGACGCAGGCGAGUUCGAAGCCUUCGAUUCAGCCCAAGCCUCUGCUACUUCCGGCAGCACCCAAGGCCCCGGCGAACGCCAGCGUCCCGGCAAAGGCCAUCCUCAUCCAGACGCUGCCCGCGCUGGUACCCCUGGCCAAGCAGCAGCCCCUCAUCAGCAUCCACCCGGCACCCCCGAAAGCCCCGACCGUGCUGCUGUCGCCGCCCGCCGUGGUGCAGCUGCAGGCGCCCGGCGUGCUGCCCUGUCCCCCGCCCGUGCUGGCCGUGGCCGGCGGCGCCGCGCAGCUGCCCAACCAGGUGGUGAGCGUGGUGCCCGUGCCCGGCAGCCCGGCCGGCGGGAAGGUGUCCGUGGCCAAGCCCGUCCUGCCCAGCCCGGCCAGGAGCGCCGGCUCCGACCCGGCCGUGCUGCGGCGGCAGCAGCGCAUGAUCAAGAACCGCGAGUCGGCCUGCCAGUCGCGCCGCAAGAAGAAGGAGUACCUGCAGGGGCUGGAGGCGCGCCUGCGGGCCGCGCUGGGCGAGAACGAGCGCCUGCGCCGCGAGAACGGCUCGCUCAAGCGCCAGCUGGACGAGGUGGUGUCCGAGAACCAGAGGCUCAAGGUGCCCAGCCCCAAGCGCAGGGCCGUGUGCGUGAUGGUCGUGCUGGUGUUCCUGGUGUUCAGCUACGGGCCGGCCAGCGUGCUGGAACCCGAGUCCAGAAGAACCAGCCCCGUGGGCAGCCCCGCCGGCCAGAGGCGGCACCUUCUCGAAUUCUCCGCCAAGGAGGCGCCAGAAGCGUCGGAUGGGGUCAUCCAGAAAAACCACUACAGGUCCGAGCACGCCGUGUCGGACAACAAGGCCCUGAUGGUGCUCAGCGAGGAGCCGCUGCUCUACAUCCCGCAGCCCCCCUGCCAGCCCCUCGUCAACAUCACCGAGUCGCUCAGGCUGAACCACGAGCUGCGGGGCUGGGUGCACCGGCACGAGGUGGAAAGGACCAAGGCGCGGAGGACGGCGGGCCACCCGCACAAGGGCCGCGUCCUGCAGGGCGCUCUGGAGCCGGGCUCGGGGUCGCAGCUCAUGGCCGUCCAGUACACGGAGCCCAGCACCCUCAGGAACCCCGGGAGCGAGCUGCAGGUGUACUACGCGUCCCCCAGGAGCUACCAGGACUUCUUCGAAGCCAUCCGCAGGAGGGGUGACACGUUCUACGUCGUGUCGUUCCGAAGGGACCACCUGCUGCUGCCAGCCACCACCCACAACAAGACCAGCAGGCCCAAGAUGUCCAUUGUGCUGCCCGCGGUGGGCGUGAACGAGCACGUCAUCAACGGGCAGGACUACGAGGUGAUGAUGCAGAUCGACUGCCAAGUGAUGGACACGCGUGUGUUGCACAUCAAGAGCUCGGCCGUGCCGCCGUCCCUGCGGGAGCCACGGAACCACACAGGCGCCGUCUUCAGCUCGCCGCCCGCCCCCGAGGCUGCGCAGGUGGUCAGCACCAUCCCGGAGUCCCUGCAGUAGCCCGCCCGGCCGCUGCCCUUUCCGCGAGGGUCGGUUGGACGGUCCUGGGGGGUGGCGGCCGCGGGCCGUGAGGGGACGCGUCACGGAAGAUUCCAGGGCACCGAGUGACCUCUUCCUGCGGAGGGGCCGGUCAGCCACGUCGAUGGGGACCCCGGGGGUCAAUGUCCCUGGGACUCUCUGCUCUGCUCCUCGCCACAUGCGCACAUACACACACACACACACACACACACGCGCACACACAUGCACGCACACAUACACACGCAUGCACACACACACACAUACUUACAUACACAACUCACACACGCACGCACGCACACAAGCACAUGUGAGUGCCCAGGAUCUGGGACAGCAAAUUGGGGGUCCUCGGGGUCAGACUGAGAGGAGGGGGUUUGCGAGGCGGGUGAAGGCACAAGUUGGGGCCCAGCUCCCUCUGGGGGUUCCGGCUGAAACCAGGAUGGCCCUCAGCUGAGGGUCCUUCCCGCGGCCCCCCGCUGCUGCUGGGUGCUCAGGGACACACAGGGAGGCUGGGGGGGGACCCAGGGCCCCUCCCCCAGGCCCCACCCCAGCCCUGGGCGGGCCGGACAGUGCCUUGCUGAUCCAUGAACUUAUCUGCUGUUGGGGCUUCCUUUAGGGGGCGAGUUUGCUUUGGGGGGCGGGGCGGGGGGCGGUCUGGGAUAAUUUAUUACGUUCCAAGUAGGAUUUGGCCAGUUUCCGGGGAGACUAGAGUCAGGAAGGGGGUUCUCGUCGCCAGGAUCCGGGCGUGGGCCAGGCCCGCUGGGGGUGAGGGGUUGAUCCCUGUGACCCCCGACACCAGUGCGAGCCCCUCCCCUGCCCCCUGCUGCCUUUCCUGACAGCCACCCAGAACUUUCUAGCACACACGAGGAGGAGCUUCUAGAGUCUUCUAGAACUUUCUCCAACCUUCAUCACACUGGUCCUGCUGCCACCCUGAGCCUGGACAUGGCUCUUCCCGCAAAACUCGGGGACCUGGCGGGGGUGCAGCUCCCGCCCCCAGCCCACGCUGGGGGUCCCUGUGGGUUCGCUGUGACGUCAGGGUGGGGGCGGGGUCCCGGGAAGUCUGGCCUUGGCCUGGCUCUUGAGCCCCACAUAAAAGUCUU